This is a messenger RNA of Tilletiopsis washingtonensis, 1830 nucleotides long. Its product is annotated as FAD-binding domain-containing protein. The record is from RefSeq and is a predicted model, not a curated record. The transcript is spliced from 2 exons. NCBI's taxonomy places the organism in Eukaryota, Fungi, Basidiomycota, Exobasidiomycetes, Entylomatales. Gene Ontology annotation, molecular function: oxidoreductase activity; FAD binding. The coding region runs from base 1 to 1830 and encodes 609 amino acids.
AUGAUCCUGCCCUUCUCCCUCGGCGUGCUCGCCCUGGCGCUGCCCAGCUGGGCGGCGCCGUCGCUCGAGACGAGCAACGUGCGCCGUGCGGCGCGCAACUACUGCCAGCCGGGCCAGGCGUGCUGGCCGAGCAACGACGACUGGCUGCGCUUCAACAGCACGCUCAACGGCCGCCUCAUCGCCGUGCGCCCGUGGCCCGAGCCGUGCUUCGGGCAGCCGCGCCCCGACCCCGUGCAGUGCCAGCUCGUGCAGGCGCAGUACACCAACGGGCCUGCGCGCGCCGACCAGCCGGGCUACGCCGAGAUCGACAACUGGACGUACUGCUACGACGGCACGAGCGAGAGUGACUGCACCAUCAACGCCGACGUGCCGCAGCUCUCGCUGCUGGCGCCGCUGCGCACCUGCGGCGCCGGCCGCGUCUCGCCGUACGCCGUCAACGUCGGCAGUGCCGCUGACGUGCAGAAGGCCAUCGCCUUUGCCAAGGCGCGCAACAUCAAGAUCGUCGUCAAGAACACGGGCCACGACUACCUCGGCCGCAGCACGAGCCGCAACUCGCUCCUCAUCUGGACGCACAACCUGCGCAAGCUCGAGUACGUCGACAACUACAAGGGCAAGGGCAACGCCGUCGUCAUGGGCGCAGGCACGUACGCCACCGACGCCUACGACUUUGCAAACCGCAACGGCAAGAGCAUCACGCUCGGCGCCGUCGGGACCGUCGGCGUCGCCGGCGGCUUCGCCAUGGGCGGCGGCCACGGCCCGCUGGGCCCCAAGCGCGGCCUCGCCGUCGACAACAUCCUCGAGUUUGAGGUGACGACGGCCGACGGGCGCACGCGCCGCGUCAACUCGGGCAGCGACGCCGACCUCUUCUGGGCGAUGCGCGGCGGCGGCGGCGGCAGCUGGGGCGUCGUCACCGAGACGGUGAUCCGCGUGUACCCCGACGAGCCGUUCGUCGGCCUGCGCUACCUCGUCUCGACGACGGGCGCCGGCGUCAACCUCGACGCCGCGCUCGCCGGUGUCGUCGCCAAGUGGGCCGAGCUGCAGGAGGGCUGGACCAAGGCCGGCAUCGCCGCCUACCAGUUCAUCUACCGCGACACGAUCGUCGUCUCGAUGGGCCACCCCACGGGCGACCUGGCUGCCGCUCACGCGCAGAUGGACCCCAUCGUCGAGUACCUGCGCGCCGUGCCCGGCUUCGUCGUCGCCUCGGCCGAGUACACGCGCUACAACACGCUCAACGACUACCGCAACACGUUCAAGCCGGCCUCGGACUUCAUCACGCCCAUUGCCACCGCCCAGCGUCUCGCCUCGCGCCUGAUCCCCACGGAUGCCUUCAAGACGCCCGAGUCGCGCGCCAAGCUCGGCCGCGAUGUCAUUGCCUCGUACCGCGCCACCAUGUCGAACCUGCCGUCGUUCGCCACGCAGGCCGUGCGCCAGGUGCCGCUGCAGGUCUACUCGACGGGCGCGCUGCCCUCGUCGCUCGGCGGCCCCAGCGGCGCCGACACGGGCGUGAACCCGGCGUGGCGCAACUCCUUCUGGGAGGUCGUCGUCGCAAACGGCUGGACGACGCCGACGCCGCAGGCGUCGCGCAACGCCAUUGCCGACGCCGUGCACCAGGGCGGCAACAUCCUGCGCCAGUACGGCACGGGCACCUACGUCAACGAGGCCGACACGCAGGAGCAGGACUGGCAGACGGCCUUCUUCGGCAGCAACUACGCGCGCCUGCUCUCCAUCAAGCGCCGCUACGACCCCGAGGGCCGCUUCAUCGUGUGGAAGGGCGUCGGCUUCGACGGCAACGAGCAGGAGCAGUCGUUCCAGUGCUACAACAACGCCUGA